AAAAAAAGAAAGAAGAAAAAAAAAAAAAAGAACGAAGGAAAAAAAAAAGACCAGGGAGAUUUGGAGGCAGCGGAAAAAAGGAAGAGACGAGAAAGAAAGAGAGAGAAGAAAGAAAGGCAUGAAAAGUGCCCCCAGCGUCAAAGCACGAGACAUACAAAAGUGGACGAAGUUCACUAUUUUGAUUUUUUCAUCCGCGCUAGUCUGCUCAUUCGCUCUCCACCAACGACCACCAACCCAACUUUCUCAAUCACUACUUCCCCUCCCCCACCAACCUUCUUCCUUCCUCUCCCAACUCACACCACAUCUACACUUCCCCUCCUCCUUUAAAAACACCGCCACCAUUUUUUCUCUUCGGUUCCGUACGGUCUUACGCCUCAGCACCCUCUCGAAAACCUACGUACGCUCUUACAAACAAACAUCUAGCGCAAUGGAUUUCCAGGGUGGAAACUACGGCGGAGGAGCAGCUGGAGGUCGUGCUUGCUACAACUGUAUGUCUUUCAUGAACCCCCCCUUCCCCAAAAGCGUUUCUGCUUGUCGUCAGUCAGGCAACACAAUGCCGACCGGUCGGCUCGUGUAGCCGUCGGUCCGAGCCCGUCGUUGCUUGCUGUGUUGCCACUGCUGCGGCCUCCAGCCGUGAUUUUGUUCGAUUCCGCUGCGUGCCGGGAAAGGUCAAAAAAGGUCGGACGGUGUGUGUGAGUCUCAUCUCACACCGCCCCGCACCCUCCCGCCUUUUCCGGUGUCGCUUGUCUUUUCAUUUUGUGGUGGGGUGUGGAGCUGAUUGUGACGGUGCAGGCGGCGAGUCUGGACAUCAGGUUUGCAGAGGAAACUCACUGUCCAGCAGUAUGAUGGAAGCUAACUCAUUCUUCCCCAUCAGGCUCGUGAAUGCCCCAAGCGUGGAACUCCCGUGUGGUAUGUUUGCUCCUAUUUUGAUGUUGAAGCCGAUGAUGGCACCUACCCCGCCAUGCAGGCGAGCUUGUUUUGUUUCACAGGAACGGUUUUUUCUGACAUAAGAUCCCUUGUGUAGCUACAACUGUGGUC
This is a messenger RNA of Tricharina praecox, 1038 nucleotides long. RefSeq lists its product as uncharacterized. Lineage: Eukaryota; Fungi; Ascomycota; Pezizomycetes; Pezizales; Pyronemataceae. Bases 119 to 577 code for a protein of 152 amino acids. The transcript has a single exon. The record is from RefSeq and is a predicted model, not a curated record.